AUCCAUUGCAUAUGCUCUCAGUCUCGCCAGAUUGUUUCCAUUGCAUGACCAAGACAGUCAGAUUUCCACUGCUAGAUCCUUCUCUUCUGCAAACUGUCACCAUCCUUAUUCCUGUGUAUCUCACUUUCUCUCCCUAGGCCAAAUUGAGGUAUAUAUAUACUUCUGACCUCAAUUUUUUUUUGUUUAAAUGUUAAAUUUCAAUUUUUCAUGAACCUAUUAACUAAUAAUUAUAAUCUUCUCCGUUGGCUAAUCAAUCUGAUCAGAUUUUGCAUAAUCAAAGGCUCAACUGAAAGAGCCUUAUUCUCUCUACAACCUUUGCAACUCUCCUCCUCUCUUUCCAUUAGCUUGAAGCAUUGAAAAAAAAUUAAAGCUUAUAUAUUUUGGAAGCUGGCUACUUUCGAAAUUGGAUUCUAAUGACCUCAGUGAAUUAUUGAAUUCACAUAAGUAUGUACGUAAAGAGGUGGCAAAGUGGAGAACUCUUUUACCCAAAAUACAUGCUAUACUUGAAGAUGCAGAACAGAAGCAAGUAACAAACAAGUUGGUGAGGUUAUUUCUUGGUGGUCUCAGGGACUUGGCUCUUGACAUGGAAGAUAUCCUUGACGAACUGGAGCUCGAUGCCAAGCGGAAACUGAUUGCAAGUCCUCAAGCCAGCACCAGCAUCAUACAAAAACUCACACCGAAGUGGGUUAAAGAUCCAGAGAUUGCUUCCCAGAUAAAGAACAUAACUGCCAGACUGCAACAUUUUGAAGGAGAGAUAAGGACUUUGGACUUGAUUAAUUCGGCUGUGAAUGUUGAAGCAAGUUCUAGUAAAGCUGUUGCAGUGAGAUCACUAGAUACUGCCAUGCCCGAAUCUCGUAUUGUUUAUGGUCGGGAAAGUGAUAAAGAGAAAAUCUUUCAAAUGUUUGAUGAUGAAGGCAAUCAUGAAGGAUACUCUGUUAUUCCAAUUAUCGGAAUGGGGGGUCUAGGCAAGACCACUCUUGCAGGCCUCAUUUAUUAUGAUGAUGAAAAAUUGAAGGAUUAUGGGUUUGAAUUGAAGGCCUGGGUUUGUGUUUCUGAUGUAUUUGAUGUUGACCAAAUUACAAGGGUCAUUCUACAGCAAGUAACUAGGAAAAAGUCUGAUGUACAAGAUCUUUUUUCACUACAACAGGAUCUGAAGAAAGAACUCUCUGGUAAGAAGUUCUUACUUGUACUAGACGACAUAUGGAAUGAGGAGUAUCACCGGUGGGAUGUACUACGAAGACCUUUCUCAGAUGGAGCACCUGGAAGUAAAAUCAUCGUAACAACUCGAAACAUGGUUGUUGCAAAAACCAUGAGAGCAGAUGAUAAAGUUUACAAUUUAGAUCUUCUUCCAGAGGAUGAAUGUUUGUCAUUAUUUGCUAGACAUGCAUUAGACAAGGAGAAUUUUGAUUCUCACCCAGAACUAGAAGGAGUUGGCAGAGAAAUUGUAGAUAAAUGUAAAGGAUUACCUUUGGCUGUGAAAGUCCUUGGUGGCCUCUUGCGUUGUAAACCGUAUUAUCAGGAGUGGGAAGAUCUGUUAAAUCGUGAGUUGUGCAAUCUACCCGAAGGCCAAAGUGACAUUUCUGCAGUUCUGAAAUUAAGCUACAACCGUCUUCCUCCUCAUUUGAAGGGAUGCUUUGGCUUUUGUGCUAUAUUUCCUAAGGACCAUGAAUUUGACAAAAAUGAGUUAGUUUUGUUAUGGAUGGCACAAGGGUUUUUGCAACAACCGUCACAAGGAAUAAAGCAAAUGCAUGAUCGUGGCCAUCAAUGUUUUAAUGAUUUAUUAUCAAGAUCAAUUUUUCAACCAUCAAUCAGAGAUCAAUCACAGUUUAUGAUGCAUGAUUACAUAUGUGAUUUAGCUCAAGAAGUUGCUGGAGAAAUAUGCUGCAGUAUUGAUCAACUGAGCUUGGGUGAUAAUAAGGCUCGCCAUUUGUCAUUUGCUCCUCGCCGAUAUGAUGUAUUGAAAAGAUUUGAAGUCUUGAAUGAAGAGAAGAAUUUGCGAACACUCCUACGAUUGAAAUGGAACAAUAAUAGAAAUUGGCCUGGUCCCUACUUAUCGAAUGAAGUUGCAGUCGGUAUAUUACCAAAAUUGAAGUGCCUAAGGGUGUUAUCUCUUUGUGGAGUACAGAAGCUACCAAAUUCAAUUGGGGAUUUGAAGCAUCUACGAUUCGUUAAUCUGUCUCAUUCAUUAAUUCAAAGUUUGCCCGAGUCGGUGGGUUCCUUGCUUUUCUUACAGACAUUGAUUUUACAUGACUGUAAAGAGCUUACUAGGGUACCUGCAACAAUUGGGAAUCUAAUUGACCUCCAUUAUCUUGACCUUACUAAUACACCAUCUCUGACAGAGAUUCCAUUGGGGGUAGCUAAAUUGAGAAGUCUUGUGUUACUGACCAAAUUUAUUCUGGGGAAAGCUGAUUCUGGAUUAAGAUUGAAAGAAUUGAAGAACCUGACAGGCCUUCAAGGUCGACUUUCCAUUUUGAAUCUACAUAAUCUUUUAGAUAUCGAAGAUGCCAAGGAUGUCAAGCUGGGCAACAUGGAAUUGGAUGAUCUAUCCUUAGAGUGGGCUUCUGUUUGUUCUGAUUCGCAGAGUAAAGUGAAAGACUUCCAAGUCCUUGAAUGCUUAAAACCUGGUCAAAGAUUGGAAAGGUUGACGAUCAAUUGCUACGGUGGGGAAGAAUUCCCAUCCUGGAUAGGUGAUCCAUCCUUUUCCCAGUUAAAGUUCUUGGAGCUUCGUGAUUGUCAAAAUUGUUGGAUAUGCCCUCCAGGUGAUUUGCUUCCUACUUCUCUAAUCCGUUUUGGGAUAGAAAGGGUAAAAAAUCUGAAAUCGCUAUCUAGAGAGCUCCUCCAAAACCUCAGCUCUCUUCAAGCACUAUUCAUUGAUGACUGUUCGGAGCUCCAGUUCUUACCGAAGGAAGGUCUGCCUUCCUCGCUUGGGCAUCUCCAGAUCCUCAACUGUCCACGGCUAGCACAACGGUUAAAGGAGAAGCAAGACUAUCAGCGCCUCAUAGCCCACAUCCCCCAUGUCAAGGUGGUCGAGCAAUAGCAGAAGCACACAGAUUUCCAAAUCAAACUGUCUCAAACAAGACUUUUGUGCUCUGUGAAUCCAGAGUACAAGACUGAGGACUAUACAAGAGAGAGAUCCUUUUUGAUUAGAGGCUGAAGGCUCUUUUUAAUGGGAAAAUAAGUUAGUUUCCAUAGAUUUUGGAAAGUUGCUGUACCCCCUCCCAGCAGUUUGGAAGACUUAUUCACUGCUCAAAUUUCUGUUGCGCAACAUUGUUGAGGAAGCAAGCUUUGCUAUAUGUGUUCUAUCUAUCUGAAUCAUUUUGGUAUCCCAGGCAUAGUUUCUGUUUGCAGUAAAAAAAUGUGUUGGAGGCAGAGACUAGCUUUUGUUAUUCAUUUGGUUUCUGAAUUCUGAUAUGAAUUCACCAUUGAUGGUAAGACGUUUAGGAUAGGACAUGGACAGGCCCCAAUGUCUUACGACUCUUACCUCAAAUGGAACAUCCUCAGCAUUGAGAUAGAUGGAAAAUGGGUGGUUUAGCAACAGCAGCAGGACAUGGAUUUCUGAAUCAAACUCUUUCUCAAUGAAGAUUUGGUGCUUUGCGAAUUUGAAGAAGUUUGUGAGAUAGAGGGGACCAAGAAGCAUAGUCAAAUGGAAUUUUCCUUCAAACUGGAAGAACAAAAGGUGAUGAUACAUGGAGACACUGCCGCACUGGAAUCUAUUUUAUAUAUGUUGUUUCUGAAGCAUGUCCUUCUCUUUCUUAUGGUGUCUAAAAAAUGUUAUAUUGUGUAUAAAUCUUGCACAAGAGAUUAUAUAUGAUAGUUGAAGUACUGAGUAUUAUCAAGACAAAACAUAGUCCAUACGCAUUACUAAUUUUCUAAGACAUGCAUUUCUUUUUCUGAAGAAUCCCAAGAACAAGACCAUACAAGACACAGAUGCUUUGUGAUUAGAAGCAAAAGGCUGAUGUCAACUGAUAGAAGAAGUUGGUAUGUUAAGACUUUGAAAAGUUGUUAUCCCAGCAUUUUGCAGGACUCAAUUGACUGCUCAAAUAUCUUUUGCUUGGUCCUAAGGAAAUUAAGGAGUUGGAGCAGCUUACUGGAGUUGGCUCAAGUGAACCAUGCCUAACAAUGUAGAUUUGAGCCCUUCUAUUUUUUUUGAACUUUUUGUUAUGGGACGGGUUUAAAACCCGAUCAGGAGAGAUAUAUGCACUUUUGUAAUGGCACUAACCAUUGGCCCACAAGUACCAAGUGCAGAUUUGAGCCCUUCUAUUGAAAUUUAAGUAUAAAUAAUUUUAAUAGGU
Molecule: messenger RNA, 4292 nt
Organism: Rubroshorea leprosula
Lineage: Eukaryota; Viridiplantae; Streptophyta; Magnoliopsida; Malvales; Dipterocarpaceae
Source: the annotation of a GenBank genome assembly